This is a messenger RNA of Oldenlandia corymbosa var. corymbosa, 3610 nucleotides long. NCBI's taxonomy places the organism in Eukaryota, Viridiplantae, Streptophyta, Magnoliopsida, Gentianales, Rubiaceae. The record is from the annotation of a GenBank genome assembly.
GCCUAAUUACACUACGUAGAUAACUGCAUCUUCCAUUCCAUCAGAAAACAGAAUCAGCAGCCCAGAAUACAUAUGUAACCAUAACAUUAUACAUUUCCAUAGUCCACAAGGAAACUACGAUUCAUCAGUAACCAUCUCCGAAAUGAGACUACGAUUCAUUAGUAAUCAUAAUUAGUUCAAGGAUAACAAGAUAACCAAAGGAUAAACUACGCGCUAAAUAAUACUGUGGCUCAACUAGAUUAUCUGCAAAAGUGCCACAGCAAAAGCAUCACAACUAGCAAAUUCGAUAAAACAGCCCUUGAGCACCAAACAAAAACCUAUAAACCUUAGCUUCUCCCUUUGCAUGUUUCGCAGUUUUCAACGCGGCAGCAAGAUAAAAGUCGUCCUCAGUGCUGGAGUCACUGCCAAGAACACCUUUAGUACUAAUAUAUUCUUCUAUCAAUAAUACUGGCGACUUCAUUGGCUACUAAUACUACAUGGAAGAAAUGUUUGGGCAGACAUCAACAAAUUCCCGCAAAUUAAACCACGUUAGUAGGAUGUCUUGUGCCCAAGUCAAUCGUUCUCUUGCCAAAAUUAUCUGCUUAUAUAGAUUUGCUGUCUCGGAAGAUUUGCCAAUAUCAUCAAAUGUACAAAUUGUCCCACAAAUCCUUGAGUGAUGACUCGUCAUUGGGUAGUUCUGGGAGAAGAAGACUCAGAGGAAGGAUAUUUUCAACAUAGUAACUGAUGUCAACACUUUGCACCUUGUCAAGCAGGAAUUUAGGUAUCUUCUUCUUAGUCCCGGCCUUGAGUCCCCUCAAUUGCUUAAUUUCAUACUUCUUCUUCUCAUUGUCCUUUUCUCCCAAAUCACAAAAAAUCAGAACAUCAGCUUCAUCAUCCCUAGAAUCAACUUCCAAAUAUCUCCAUGGAUUUUUCCUCCUUGAUAUGGAUGAUGUUAUCAGGAUCUUCUCACCCCCUGUGCCAACAAUGCUGAGCUCUCGGCAGAAAUGAUGUUUUGGCAGCUCAAUUAUGGACUUUACCCAGGUAUCAUCACGCUUGUUUGUCAACAUCCACAAUGUUAUUUCACCAUAAACACCAUCAUCAUGAUCCUUGACCCAUCCAGCCCAAGUGAAAUUGCCUCCAACCUCUGUCAUAAUCUCAGAAUCGAACUCUGGAGCAUGUUUCGGAAGCUUGAGCAACUUAAACAGUUCGUCUGCAAAGUCAAAGUAUUGCAGAACCCUUUCACCACCGGGGGAGAAGAAUUUCAGUUCCUCCUCGUCAGCCCAUUCGUUAUCCCUCUUCUUAGUCCAGUAUAUUGCACCAUCGGCAUAAACAACAGUAUAUACAUUUGAAUUCAACAUUGCAAGAGGAUUGAACUCAGUAAUACCAAACCGAGGUGAACUGGCAACUUCCCUCCAAGUAGGAGGCAUGGUAUCAUCGGUGCUGCUCUUGAUUAGAGUGAUGACGAAAAACUUUCUUUUACGAAUACAGAACAACAGUACUUUGUAAUGGUUACUCACUGGAUCAAAUCCCAGGUAACAGGGCGAAAAAAUACUACCUGGGCUGUACGACUUCCUGGGGAGAGCUCUCUUUUCCAUAGUGGUGAGAUUCAGCAGUUCAAGACGAAAUCUGUACCAGGGCAAUACACAGAUGAGGCCGUUGACAAUAUUUGUAACAGGAAACCCAUAAUUUUUAUGGUCCUGAAAGUGGUGGGUAGGAAGCUGAGUGGAGAAAACCACUCCAUCACCAUCAACAACAGGAUUUGACGCCGGAAAGAUGGCCUCGUGGAUGGAAUCAACAGAAAACAGGAGAUGAGAGGAGGAUUCCGGCCGGGUUUGGGAAUUAGCGUAAUGGGUUCUGGCGAAAUCCCAGUUGUGUUGAAUCAAUGCGUACCACGAUUUCCGGACGGAUUUGAAUCGCAUAAGAGAUUGCGCAGGAAGCCAAUGUGAGCACGUGAUUGAAGAUUAUAUGGUCUGGCAGUUGAGACCAUAUUUUUUGGCUUAAUUCCAUUGAUUCUGAUUCCAUCUUCUUCUGCUUCUUCUCAGCUGCCGCCACCGCCGCUGCUUUGAAAAAAAUUUUUUUUUUACGGUGGCGAGUCCUUAUAUACUCCAAGGUCAAGGGAAAUGUUUCUAACACGGCGUCGUAUGAAGGGAAAUUUAAAAAUUAGGAAAUAUUGGUGACUUGGACCCUAAAAAAAAUUACAAGGGCUUAAACCCCGGGAUUCCAUUAGAAGCAGCCGCCGGAGAUAUGGACAUGGAGGUGGAACAACCGACGGCGCCAGAAUCCGCUUCCGAUUCCGGCGUAGGAGCAGCAGCGAAGCGCUUCGGCCUCAAAAGUGCUAUACAAACUAACUUCGGCGAGGACUACGUAUUUCAAAUCGUUGCGAAGGAUGAUUGGUCAUCGAUGGCGGUGUCACUUUCUACAAACAUUAUGAAACUGUACUCGCCGGCCUCAGGGCAGUAUAUUGGGGAGCUGAGGGGCCACGCCGACGCUGUGAAUCAUAUGUCCUUUCAAGUUCCGUCUUCUCCCAGUGUGCUGUGUUCUUCCGCUUCUGACGGUACUGUCAGAUUUUGGGACACUAGGAACUUUCAGCAGGUAUCUAUCUUAAAUGCUGGCCCCUCAGAGGAAGUAUUUAACUUCUCUUUUGGUGGAGCCGGUGAUCAUCUUCUGGCUGCUGGGUGCAAAUCGCAGGUUCGGUUAUGGGAUUGGAGGAACAGUAAAGAGGUUGCACGAUUGGAGGAAUCUCACACUGAGGAUAUUACUCAGGUACACUUUGUUCCGGGACACCCAAACAAACUUCUUUCUGCUUCGGUUGAUGGAUUGAUGUGUUUCUUUGACACAAGUGGAGCUAUAAAUGAUGAUGAUAAUUUAGAGUCGGUGCUCAAUGUGGGAUCCUCUAUUGGCAAAGUUGGCUUUUUUGGUGCUAAUAGUCAAAAGAUUUGGUGUUUGACACACAUUGAAACUUUAAGUGUUUGGGACUGGAAAGAAUCAGUAAUGGAAGUUAAUUUUGAGGAUGCUCGUUCGUUGGCUUCAGAGAGCUGGUCACAAGAUCAUGUUGACUACUUCGUCGAUUGCCAUUACUCAUUGGAGGAAGAUUGUCUAUGGGCGAUCGGUGGUACUAAUGCUGGCACCUUAGGUUAUUUCCCCUUGUAUAGCAAAACUAGUGCGGGAGCCGCAGCCAGAAUCGGUCCGGCAGAAGCCAUUCUCAUUGGAGGUCAUGCUGGUGUUGUUAGGAGUGUAUUGCCUCUGAGAUCCCCUAUGCAAAGAAAAGGCAUUUUCGGAUGGACAGGUGGUGAAGAUGGCCGAUUAUGUUGUUGGUUAUCGGACACAUCAUUUGAUACCAAUCGCUCUUUCAUAUCAAGUGCAUUGGUUGCUAAGUCACAGAAGAACUGCAGGAAAAGCAGGCAUAGUCCCUAUUAAUGCUUGUUGUAAUUUGUUGUACCCAAUCCUAGUUUUCAAAUGGCAAAGAGAAAUUAUUCUUUAUGAAUGCUCUCUGUAUUAACUUGUUUGGAAUGCCAUUGUAUAUGCUAUUUGAUACUGUACUUCUGGAACUGGAAGUAACAACUUUUUAAGUUUUCAUUAUGUAACCAAAACAAGAAUUAAAAUAUAACACUUAGACAGCCCAUCAACAUGC